Messenger RNA from Balaenoptera acutorostrata (minke whale), 2534 nucleotides. RefSeq names its product mitochondrial ribosomal protein L37 (gene MRPL37). Lineage: Eukaryota; Metazoa; Chordata; Mammalia; Artiodactyla; Balaenopteridae. Gene Ontology annotation, biological process: translation. Gene Ontology annotation, cellular component: mitochondrion; ribosome. The transcript is spliced from 7 exons. Gene Ontology annotation, molecular function: structural constituent of ribosome. The record is from RefSeq and is a predicted model, not a curated record. The coding region runs from base 61 to 1266 and encodes 401 amino acids.
GGCCUUGAGCGCGGGAAGAUGGCGGCGUCCAGGUGGAGAUCUUGAAGCGAGCGGAUCGGUAUGGCGUUGGCGUCGGGGUCAGCAAGGCUGGCGCUUGCUCGCCCCGGGCGGCUCGGUCUUGGGAGCUGCGGGGCCCCAAGACGCGGGGCGUAUGAGUGGGGCGUGCGCUCCACGCGGAAGCCCGAGCCUCCUCCCCCGGACAGGGUGUAUGAGAUUCCUGGACUGGAGCCCAUCACCUACGCGGGGAAGAUGCACUUUAUGCCCGGUCUGGCGCGGCCAGUCUUCCCACCCUGGGACCCUGGCUGGACGCCCCCGAAGUUCCGCCGCUUGCCCCCGCUUCACGAGCACCCGCUGUACAAAGACCAGGCCUGCUACGUCUUCCACCAGCGUUGCCGCCUCCUCGAGGGUGUAAAGCAGGCUCUCUGGCUUACCAAGACCAAGUUAAUAGAAGGCCUUCCUGAGAAAGUGCUUAGCCUUGCUGACGAUCCAAGGAACCACAUAGAGAACCAAGAUGAAUGUGUUCUGAAUGUAAUCUUUCACGCUCGUCUCUGGCACUCUACUGAAGACAUCCCCAAGAGAGAGACCUACUGCCCAGUCAUUGUGGACAGUCUGAUACAGCUGUGUAAAUCCCAGAUUCUCAAGCAUCCUUCUCUGGCCAGACGGAUCUGUGCCCAAAACAACAUGUUAUCCACCACCUGGAAUCGAGGGUCUACUCUUAUUCAGGUCCAUGGUUCCAGUGGAGCCCAACUGAAUGCCAAGGAUCCUCUGCCCCCCAUAGCCUCCCGAGAGGAAGUAGAAGCUACUAAGAAUCAUGUUCUUGAGACCUUCUAUCCCAUAUCUCCCACUGUGGGUCUUCAGGAGUGCAAUGUUUAUGAUGUGAACGAUGACACAGGAUUCCGAGAGGGUUAUCCUUACCCCUAUCCCCACACCCUGUAUUUGCUGGAGUCAGCCAAUUUACGACCACACCGCUUUCAACCAGAUCAGCUGCGGGCCAAGAUGAUCCUGUUUGCCUUUGGCAAUGCCCUGGCUCAGGCUCGGCUCCUCUAUGGGAACGACACUAAGGUUUUGGAGCAGCCAGUAGUCGUGCAAAGUGUGGGCACUGAUGGACGUGUCUUCCAGUUCCUGGUGCUACAGCUGAACACCACAGAUCUGGCCUCUGAUGAGGGUGUCAAGAAUCUAGUCUGGCUAGACUCGGAUCAGCUCCUCUAUGCGCAUUUUUGGUGUCUCCCGGUGGUCAGAAGGAAGGCAGUUGUGGGACCCCUGUGACCUGGGCUCCCUUCUCCAGGCCACUGCUCCCACCUGCGCCUGAGGCCUGCUCUGGGGAGCACAAGGGCAGCGAGGGUAUGGAGUGGAUGCUUGCCCGUCAUCUCCACCUUCUUUGCUCAGCGCUGGGCUGGCACGUGGCAGAUGCUCAGUGCUGGUGAACAAACACCUCUUCAGGAAUGUCAGUGCAGGUCAGUAACAGCCUGCGUCUCCUCAUGUGUCCAACAGUGAUGUUUUCCCAGUAGUUCAAAGGCGUCUGUGCUGAGGAAGAGCCUAGGAAGCCUUAUUCCCCGAUGAGGACGGAAGGACAAAUGGAAUUUUCUAGGCCCUCCCAGCUAAUCAUCACACCCAUUUAGAUGCUCCCCAAAAGAGUAAUACCACCAACAGCUAACACUGCUGCUCUUACUGCUUAAAAGGCACUGUUCUAAACACUUUACAAAUGUCAACUUAUCCUCACAACCACCACAUGAUAGGUAAACCGUUAUCCCCAUUUUAUACAUGAGGAAACUGAGGACAGAGGUUCUGAACUAACUUGCUCAGGGCCACACAGAUCCUGCAGGAUCUGAAACUGGUCCCUUCAGACCUUGUAAAGGCGGGCUAAAGCCACACUUUGCUCAGACAUCGUGUGUUUCCCUCCCCUCCUGCUGCGGGCCUGGCCCCAGAGCUCCAGGGAGGCAGAAAGUUCUACUUUCUAAAUGUUGUUCAAAUCAGCAUCCACAGCUGCUGACUUGGUGGGCUCGCAGUAGUUCUUGCCUAGACGGCGGCUGGGACUGGGUCUCCCUGCAUCUGUCCAGCCCCACCCAACCAUCUUCCAGGAUGCAGCCUGCACCGUUUUCAAAAAUUCAAGUCAAAGUGUGCCACUCUUCAAAUCUUUCAAGGGCCCCCUGUUGCCUUGGAGGUGAAAAAAUAAAACUCAAUGCCCCUGUGGCCCGGCACCCUAGGACCUGUGAAGCAAAUUCCACCUGAAGGGAGAAAGCAGGGCGUGGCUGCAGCCCAUGGGGCCAGCCUAGCCGAUGCUGACUCUCCACUGAAAACAGCACACCGGGAACCUUAUCCAGAAAAAUAUACUCUGGCAAACCAAAAUGCGUUUGCGAGAUGAAAAACCGCAACUGCCUUUUAGAAUGUCCCCGAAUAAUUUGAAGUGAGACAAUGUCCUCCCAACCCAUCUUCCCCAACUCUCCACAGAAGAUUAACAUACCCAGGAAAAGAAGGCCGACUCCUGAAACAGCACAAACCAAAAUCUUGCCCUGCACCAGGAACAAAAAUUCUGC